AUGGCCUCCCCGCCGCGGGGGCAGCCCGCCACCGCCGCCGCGCCGGCAGCCGCGGCCGCCACGUCCCCGCAGUUGCCCGCCGCAUCCCAUCCGCUCCCCCGCGCGUUCCUCGCCACCUCCUCCCCCCGUGCCACAGCGGCUGCACCGGCGCCCCCGCUCUUCACCGGCCGGCCGCUGAACCCUAACCCUCCGGGCCACGGCUCCUCCGUGCCCCACGGCAUCCUCUACCCCGUCCUGAGAUCCGCGUCCACGUCCAACUCCGCGGCCGCGGCCGCUACCGCGCAGCUCCGCCGCGUUCCUCCGAUGGCCGUCGGGUACCCCCGGACCCACGCCGUCGCCGUCCCCAUUGCGCAGCAGCAGCAGCCCCUGGUGCGCGAGCUGCCCCGGUCCUUCGCGGCCGUGCCUCGGGCGCUUGUGGCGGGCGUGGCGGCGCGGCCCGAGCAGCCUCCCCGAGGAGUUCCUAUAGCUUCACAGCCCAAGGUUAAUCCAAUACCGCCUGUUGCUCCAUCCAAUGAGCAGAGCAACCCAAAAGACAGGGAAAAGAGCAGAGAAGAACCUACAGUUGUGGUGAUUAAUGACCGCAAAGUUAACCUGCUGGAUAGUGAGUCAGGAUCCUUGUAUGCUCUCUGUCGAUCGUGGGUUCGUAAUGGUGUUCCACAUGAAAGUCAGCCAAGCUUUGGAAAUGGUGAACCCCUUCUUCCAAGACCUUUGCCUGCUUCAGUUGUAGAUUCUAGAAUAUCAGAAAGGGACAAUAAUGAUGUCGCUGGUGAAGAUUCAGAUGAAGAGCCACAGAAGGAUGCCAACGGUGAAUACAAUACAAGCGACUUAUUGAAGCAGCAUGUAAAGCGUGCCAAAAGGAUACGUGCUGGGAACAUGGCGCGAGAAGCCGGGAACUCCAAAGCUGGAGCUAACAAUCGGUUGACUAGAUCAAGGAGCAACUACUUGGAAGCCAGAGAGGUCACAAUGCGUUGGACUGAGGCUGAGCGCAAGAAUUGA
This is a messenger RNA of Miscanthus lutarioriparius, 996 nucleotides long. NCBI's taxonomy places the organism in Eukaryota, Viridiplantae, Streptophyta, Magnoliopsida, Poales, Poaceae. The record is from the annotation of a GenBank genome assembly.